Molecule: messenger RNA, 618 nt
Organism: Notothenia coriiceps (black rockcod)
Lineage: Eukaryota; Metazoa; Chordata; Actinopteri; Perciformes; Nototheniidae
Product: calnexin-like
Exons: 6
Coding region: 71-445 (124 amino acids)
Source: RefSeq, a predicted model, not a curated record
GGAAGUGACUUUUAAGGAACUUGUGGAAAGUGUAUUAAAUCACUGUGUAAAAAAGGUGUGUGUUUUAGACAUGGGGAUCAGCGUUGUGUUGGGUCUGAUGCUGGCAGCCAGUGUGACACCUGUGUUUGCUGCAGCACAGCCAGGUAUCAUAGAGAGCCUCCUAUUGGCCGCCCACCAGCGUCCCUGGCUCUGGGGGGUGUAUGUCUUCACUGUUGGGCUUCCAGCCGUUCUCUUCGUCAGCUUCAUGUGGCCUGACAAGAGAUUUGGACCACCAGAUCAAGAGUACUACUAUAAGAAGUCUGAUGACACUCAACCAGAUGAUCCUGAGUUCUCAAAGCAGACAGACGCAGUGGAUAUCAAAGGAACGGCUGACAGAGCUAGAGGAAGAAGGAGAGAUACUCAUGGUAACACGAGGAAGGGUGACCUAGACCUAAAGGAUCAUUGAUAAGUGCAAUCUGAGGAAAGCACCACCGCUACAUAAGAGGAGGCUCGGCAAUCACAUCUUUGUCAAGUCAUAUUUAAAUUUGUGAAAAUAUGUCCUAGGAGUGAUUGUAUUAUUAUUUUCUUGAGAAGGUAUGUCAUGUCAGUCCACUUGUAAAUGUUUUUACAUAUGAAAUA